GCUUGGCGCCGGGAGGGCUCCCCGAGGGUGUGCAGCAGGGGCGUGCACCGGAGGGGUUGCACCGAGAUGUACCCCGGAGGGAAGGUCCCCCGGGGGAGCGGGCAGCGGCAGGGGCCGCCCGCCGGAGGCUGCCAGCGGGAGGAGCUCGGUGCCAUGCUGGAGGCCCCUGGGCCGCUGUGCGGAGCAGAGCACGAUGCCCUUCCUGCACGGCUUCCGCAGGAUCAUCUUCGAGUACCAGCCCCUGGUGGACGAGAUCCUGGGGCUGCUGCCCGUGCCGGACGCGGAGCAGCAGAGCAGCCUGGAGAGCCCUGCCUGUCUGGGCGGUGACCGGAGCCAGCUCUCUGCUGUCAGACAAGUCCUGGAGAGGGAGACCCACUCCCCGUUCUACCAGGAGGGUGUGAGCUACGCCCUGCUGAAGGUCACUGAGCUAGGGCUUGUCCCUGCUGCAGAAAUCCUGCUGGAGUUUGGAGCUGACCUCAGCUUUGAAGAUCCAGUCACCUACUACACCUCCCUGCACGUCGCGGUGCUGCGCAACCAGCCGGACAUGGUGGAGCUGCUGGUGCGGCACGGUGCUGACAUCAACCGCAGAGACCGGAUCCAUGAGAGCAGCCCCCUGGAUCUGGCCAGCGAGGAGCCCGAGCGAUUGCCCUGCCUGCAGAGGCUGCUGCAGCUGGGAGCUGAUGUCAACGCUGCUGACAAAAACGGCAAGACUGCCCUGCUGCACGCCCUGGCCAGCAGCGAUGGUGUCCAGAUCCACAACACCGACAGCAUCCAGCUCCUCCUGGAUGGAGGUGCAGAUGUCGGGGCCACCACCAGAGAUGGCGACACUGUCUUCACCUACGUCAUCUUCCUGCUGGGGGAGAUGGUCUGCAGCAGCGCGGAGGAGGCGCAGGACAUCAGCCGCUUCUGCUUCCGCGUGACGCAGCUGCUGCUGGCCCACGGUGCCAACCCCAGCCAGUGCCCAGCCCCUGAGUCCCUCACCCACCUCUGCUUCAAAAGCUUCAAACGCCACUUCCCGCUGCUGCGUUUCCUGCUGGAGUCAGGAGCUGCCUACAACUGCUCCCUCCACGGUCCCUCCUGCUGGUCAGGCUUCCACAUCGUGUUCGAGUGCCUCUGCUCACACCUCAGCGGCUCGGAGGACGACAGCUUCUCUGCAGAGCUCCUCCAGAAGGGGCAGACGCUGCUGGAGCUGAUGAUGAGCAGCUCCCAGGCCAUCCAGCUGCCCAGCAACUUCGAAGUCAACACCAGCAGCUGCAGGUCCCAUGGGGAGAAGAUCAGGACUCUCUUCUGCUCCCUGAAGCAGCUGGAGCGCUCCCCACAGGCACUCAAACACCUCUGCAGGGUCUUCAUCCGGCAGCGCCUUAAGCCUUGGCCAGUGGAUGUCAAAAUCAAGGCUCUACCUCUCCCCGACAGGCUGAAGUGGUACCUGCUCAUCGACCACACUGCCGCUGCCCGUGAGGACCUCUGAGCCUCUGCUGCCUCUCCAUCUGCCCGCCUGGUGGUCGUGCUGUGCCUACAGCCACCCAGUCUGUGCCCUGGGCCAUUUCUUGCCCUGCAGGGCGUGGACUGGCCACAUGCUGUCCCUCUGCCCACACGUGCCCAGAGUGCCCCUGUCUGCUGUGCUCGAGGGCUUCCAUCUGGGCGUGAUGCUGUGCACACAUCUGGAGGUUGGUCACUCUGGCAUGUUGUGGGACAGUGGGCAGAGCCCUGUGGAUUCCCAGAGGUGCAGAGCCCCUGGCACUGGGGAGCAGGGUGCUGCUUUGUAUGGACUCCAAGGCUCUGGUGGACAGGAGCAGGUGGGGCUGUUGGGGUGGUUGGACUGGAUGCCAGGUCCAGGCUGGGUGAUGCAGUGCCUUAGGCAAGCGAUGGAGUCAGGAGAUGCCUUGGGGUUCUGGGAGGUGUUACUGUGCCAAGAGGUGCUGGUAUCCCUGUCUUGGCUUCCUGCUUGGAGCUGGAGGCAGGUCCAGCAUCUCCAUGUGGGUGCCUUCCUUGCUCAUCCAGAUGGGCAGGGCUGGCCAUGGUGGGUGGCUGCUCAGCACCCCGAGAUUCUGCUGGGAGCAUCCCAUCCUCCUGGCACAGAGCACCAGCCACAAAGGACGUCUCAGGUGCUGGACCCCAGGAGACACAAAUGGAUGUUUCUUGGCUUUGUGAUUGUUCCCUGUGUGUGGAGGAGCAGGAGGCAGGAAACUGCUGAGUGCUUUGGGCCUCCCUUGGCUCCUUCCCUUGCUGACUGCUCCCAGGGCCUCGGUCUCCAGUGCCUCCUUCCCAGGAACGAGGAAUUGCAGCACCACUCAGGCUUCUUUCCAAGCAGCUACUGGAAACUUCAAACUCAGGGGGUUGCCCUUGGAGGUGUCCAUGUCCCAGCCUUGCCACAUCUUCUGGCUCCCUCCUCUAGGCACCUGCUUCCUCGUGCUGUGCCAAAGACUGGCCACAGAGCUGAGCCCCCACUUUGUGCUGGUUUGGGUUUUUUUCACGGGGACAGGUGCAGGAGAGGAUGGAAGCAGGAAAACUCUUCUGAGCAGGUACAGUUCAUAGCAGGUGGGUCAGAGAAGGGUCUCCCUGCACUGCCCUCCUGGCAGCAUCUCCCCUCUCCUGGGACUGAUGUUUAAUUAAUAAUGAUGUGAUCAGAACUCCCCUGGGGUCUGCAGGGGGGCAGUGAGCAAUUAAAUAAGGCCUUUUGCACCUA
This is a messenger RNA of Pogoniulus pusillus (Red-fronted tinkerbird), 2686 nucleotides long. RefSeq names its product ankyrin repeat and SOCS box containing 6 (gene ASB6). Bases 194 to 1468 code for a protein of 424 amino acids. The transcript is spliced from 7 exons. Gene Ontology annotation, molecular function: protein binding. Gene Ontology annotation, biological process: intracellular signal transduction. The record is from RefSeq and is a predicted model, not a curated record. NCBI's taxonomy places the organism in Eukaryota, Metazoa, Chordata, Aves, Piciformes, Lybiidae.